Messenger RNA from Periophthalmus magnuspinnatus, 1986 nucleotides. Its product is annotated as peptidyl-prolyl cis-trans isomerase FKBP14-like. NCBI's taxonomy places the organism in Eukaryota, Metazoa, Chordata, Actinopteri, Gobiiformes, Gobiidae. The coding region runs from base 144 to 794 and encodes 216 amino acids. The record is from RefSeq and is a predicted model, not a curated record. Gene Ontology annotation, molecular function: calcium ion binding; peptidyl-prolyl cis-trans isomerase activity. The transcript is spliced from 4 exons.
GCAGUCUGCACGAGUAGGCAACUUCUUAAAAAACUGCCACGUAGAAAGUGGACGCACGGUGCCUUUUUCAUAACAUGCAGACUUGACUUUUGUUCUUGGCGCUGUGCUGUCCGUGUUUGUCCCCGGUCUCCUCAGUCCGUGCCAUGUUGUCCCUGGUGCUGGUGCCGGUGCUGUGGUGGCUCUCGUCCCCGGGGCUGCUGCUCGUCGGCGGGGACUCGGUACUGGAGGAAGCCGAGGACUUGAAGAUAGAAAUCCUGCACAGACCGUUCAUAUGUCACCGUAAAUCCAAGUUCGGAGACCUGCUCCUGGUGCAUCAGGAGGGCUACUUUCAGAACGGGACCAUGUUUCACUCCAGCCGUAUCCAUGGAGACAAGCAUCCAGGAUGGUUCACUCUGGGAAUCCGGGAGGCGAUCCGUGGAUGGGACAGGGGCCUGAAGGACAUGUGUGCUGGGGAGAGGAGGAAGCUCGUCAUCCCCCCUGCCUUGGCUUAUGGCAAAGAGGGAAGAGGUAAGAUCCCCCCGAACAGCACCCUGACCUUCGUGAUCGAGGUGAUGGAGAUCAGGAACGGACCUCGCUCUCAUGAGGCCUUCCAGGAGAUGGACCUCAAUGACGACUGGAGGCUCUCUCGCAAAGAGGUGAAGGAGUACCUGCGGAAGGAGUUUGAGCUGAACGGACAGCCCCCCAACGACACCCUGCACGAGCAGAUCACCGACAACAUCUUCAACAAGGAGGACCAGAACAAGGAUGGCUACCUGUCCUCCAGAGAGUUCACCUACAAGCGCGAUGAACUCUAGGUCUUUGCCAAGAACUAUAGGCCUACAUGAUCAACUACAGGCCUGCAAAGAACUAUAGAAAAAGAACACGAUUAACUAUAGAUCUACAUAUACGCACAGACCAAAACAUAUAAGCCUAUAAAGAACUAUAUGUUUACCUACACAAAGAACUAUAGACCUACAAGUGUGAUGAACUGUAGGCCUGCACACAUGGAGAAUUAUAGGCCUAGAAACACAAAGAACUAUAAGCCUUCGUGAUAAACUAUAGGUCUACACACGGCAAGAACUUUGAGCUUAGGUAUACGAAUAUGUUGAACUAGGCCUAACUAUACGCACAUACAAAAAGGUAUAGGCCUACGUUAUGAACUAUAGACCUACAAAGAACUAUAGACCUAUGUAUGCAAAUAACCACAGACCUACUAAGAACUACAGACCUACGCACAUGAAGAACUAUUGUCCUAUGUGAUCAACUAUAGGCCUACAUUAUGGACUAUAGGCCUGCAAAGAACUAGUCUUUUGAUGGCCUAUAGUUCAUCUCCGAAAUCAGAAUGGCCACUAUGAAUGAUGUUGAGUUUUAAAAAUCAAAAAACUUGUGGUGAGAUGCACAAAUAUUUGGCACUGGAAAUAUAAGCCUAAGUGAUAUGAAUCUGUCAGUGUCAAAUGGUGUAGGCUUGAGUAACAAAAAUGUUGUGUUUAUUUGCUAUCUGUGAACAUUUAGAGCUCUUGAACUCAUUUCUAUUUCAUACUUUUUUCUCUUGUAAAGUUACCAGAAAGGUAGUUGCAUCUAUUCUCUGUAUUUAUGCUGCAAACAGGAACAUGGCAGCUGCUUCAGAAACAAGUCAAAACUCACUCAUUGUAUUGGUCAUUUUCAGCCAAAAAACAAAUGGUUUUUUUUUUACAUUUUAAUUUUAAUGUUUUAUUUAUUUGUGCGUACUUGGUAUUGUAUGUUGUUUGGUGAUUAUCUAAUCUUUACCAUUUUAAUAAGUAGGACCACUCUUUUCUAAUGGCUAUCAAGGUGUUAUGUUGUUUUUUUUAAUUUUCUUAAUGUGUUACUUUUUUUUUUUUUGUUACGUUUUAUUUAUAAAUCAGGGUUGUAGCACACAAUGUGGAAAUUCCUAAAACAUCUAGACAAUGAAUAUUUUGUCAAACUGCAAACUAUGUACCAUUUCUAAAACUGUAGAGUUUUAAAAAUACAAAAUGCAAAUGUGAUUGU